AUGACAACCUCACAGGAUGAAGAGUCUUCCAUAGGAUUGGUGAAUCCAGAGGUCACUCCUACAAACCACCCAGAAGAGGGAGAAACAGGAAAAAGGACAGAACAGAUCUUAAUCAAAAAUAAUACCUAUGCUGCUUGCCCGAGCAACUGGAUUGGAUUUGGAAAGAAAUGUUUUUACUUUUCUGAAUACUCAAGAAACUGGACAUCUAGCCAGGACUCUUGCAUGGCACAAGGGGCCCAACUAGCUCGAAUUGACAGCCAGGAGGAGCUGAAUUUUCUAAGGAGAUACAAGGGACCUUCCGACCACUGGAUCGGCCUACACAGAGAGUCAUCACAACACUCUUGGAGGUGGACAGACAACACUGAGUAUAACAACUUGUUUCCCAUCCAAGGACAUGAAAAAAAUUGCUACCUGAGUGACAGGAUCAGCAGUGGCAGGGGCUACAUACCUAGGAUGUCUAUUUGUAGCAGGUCCACAUGCACCUCACAGUGCUAG
Molecule: messenger RNA, 495 nt
Organism: Grammomys surdaster
Lineage: Eukaryota; Metazoa; Chordata; Mammalia; Rodentia; Muridae
Product: C-type lectin domain family 2 member G-like
Exons: 4
Coding region: 1-495 (164 amino acids)
Cellular component (GO): external side of plasma membrane
Source: RefSeq, a predicted model, not a curated record